CGCAGUGCUUCAGCUGACACCAAGGGUUCAAGACGCCAAACCCAAGGACGCAGUUGGAGUGGCUGUCCUCAUGGUUGGCGACACGUGCAACACCUGAGCGAUGCCCGACAGCAUCACACAGGCCCCAAGCCAUGCCGCCAUAGCGGAGGUCCUCGCCAACGCUACAGCGAGCCUCUCAUUUCACCAGACCAGCCGAAGCGAAGGGGUCGGCGCCAACCCGGAGUCAGUCCUCGGACCGCAGUACCACAGCCACGUCCGCAUCGCGGUCAUCGUCAUCAUGAUCGCAUUCUCGGUCACGGGCAACAGCGUUGUCUGCUGGCGCUUGCUGCGCAACCACCGCCGGCGUCGCUACCAGAAGGCCCACGUGCUCUUCCUUAACCUCGCAGUGGCCGACCUUCUGGUCACCACAGUGACGAUGACUUCUCAGACUGUCUGGGAAGUCAUGGGCCGCGUCUGGAUCGCCGGAGACGCCUUCUGUCGUGUCUUCAAGGUCCUGCAGACGUUCGCGCUGGCCUCAUCCACCUACAUGAUUGUGAGCAUCGCGCUGGACAGGCACUUCGCCAUUGUGUACCCUCUCGCCAGGUGUCCUGCUCCAUGGCGCCUUGCUGCGGCGGCCUGGAUCGCAUCGCUGGUCCCGUCGCUGCCCAACUUGUACGUGUUCCGGGUGGUCGAAACCGACACGGGCGUUCGAUACUGCGCCUCACUGUUCUACGCGCAUAAGACUGCCUCGACACUGCCUCGCCAACUGUACAUGACCUUCGUGUUCCUGGCAGUGUUUGUGCUCCCUCUUGUGCUCCUGGUUGGCCUGUAUGGUCGCAUCCUCUUAGAAAUCUGGAGCCAGAGCUUGGCGUUCAGAAAUCGACAUCAGACUGCGUCAUCCUUGCCGAAGGCAAAGGUGAAGACCGUCAGGUUGACGGCAGCAGUCUUCGCGGCGUUUCUGGUGACCAAUGUUCCGUACAUGGUUCAGGAGAUGGUGUUGGCCUUCGGAGGCGCCAACGUGUCCUUAGACCGGAACAUGGUGGCCCUCUUCGGAGUUAUCUCGGCCUCAAACAGCGCCAUCAACCCGUAUAUCUUCCUAUGCUUCCAGAAGACAAACGCGAAACGCAAGCGUUUCGCGAUGGCCUUCCGUAGAGACGUCGUCGCCGAGAGCGAACUCGUGAACGGCCGCUCCAGUUUCGGCGGGACUAAGCACUACCCGACUUCGGUCAGAAAUCACUCGACCGUGUUCACUGUGUCCACAAAGGAGACGAAUGGAAAGAUAUCCCCGGACCUGCGCACCGAUUUCAGCGCUUUAUGACAUCGGAGGGCCGUGUCCUGGCUUUCGCGCAUGCCAGCCGUCUUUCGGGCGCUAAGGACCUCGUAAACGAAGGACGAGACUGUUCCUGUACCACUCAACAAUCCCCUGUGAUCACCUGUGAUACACCCAUGUGACGCUGUGUGACGCUGUAGAACUGCAUUUUUUUUUUUUUUUUUGUAUUCUGUAUCGGUUACGUAAAGACAGCGGUAUACCCUCCUCAUUCUUGUGAAGUUUCGGCAGAGCAUUCAGUGGAAUGCGAAGCUAUAGGAGCUGGAAUGUACAAAAAGGUAUCAUGUACAAGCACAAAAAAAAAAUUAAACUGAACCACGAGUGGGCAUGUUUUCCUUGGUGUUCACCAA
Messenger RNA from Rhipicephalus sanguineus (brown dog tick), 1656 nucleotides. Its product is annotated as gonadotropin-releasing hormone II receptor. Bases 101 to 1297 code for a protein of 398 amino acids. Gene Ontology annotation, molecular function: G protein-coupled receptor activity; peptide binding. The record is from RefSeq and is a predicted model, not a curated record. Gene Ontology annotation, cellular component: membrane. Lineage: Eukaryota; Metazoa; Arthropoda; Arachnida; Ixodida; Ixodidae. Gene Ontology annotation, biological process: G protein-coupled receptor signaling pathway. The transcript has 2 exons.